CAUGCAACAAGUCCUAGAGACGACUAGACUAUAUAGAGGAGAGCUAAUUGACUCCUAACCCGUAACCGCUCGAGCAUAAACACCACCAUUUGCUCACACGUUUGUCGUGCAGAGAGAAGAGAAGGCAAGGCAAGGGAAGGGAAGGCAUCCAUUCGACGCUUGCUUUGCAUGACCACCACCACCACCAUCACCAGUAAAUGCCAGGGCUCUGCUGAUAACCUCCUCUCCGACUCCGAGCGCCAACCACCGUCUUUUCCUCUCCUCCAUCUUCUUCGUCUUCUCAGUCUCACACCAAGAACACACACAGAGAGACAAUCCAUCCAUAUAUACAAACAGGACGACACAGGUCGUCGGUGGAUUACUCCGUCACAGUCUUCGCGUUCGUGCCGACGAGGCGGAGCAACGACAACGAUGGGGCAGCAGGAGGAAUUAGCGGCCGUGCUGAAGCCGCCGGCCGGCAUGGUCUUCUCGUGGGAGCCAGUCGCAGUCAUCUCCACCAAGCCAGCCGCCGUGGAAGCCCGCGGUGACACCAUCGUCAUGCCGCCGGGGAGCCCGACGAAGAAGGCGGCAGCGGCACCACCGGCGCGCCGGCUCUCGGUGCCACCGCCGCCGGGCAGGACCGCGACGAGGAGCCUGUCGUCGAGGGGCGCCAGCGGCCGCGCCGUCCGGCCAGAGGAUGACCCGUUCCUUGCCGCGUACCUGGCGUGCACCAAGAGCACCAAAGGGGGAAGGGACGCCGGUGGCACGCCGGGGGAGGCCAAUAAGCAGGGCCGGAGCCGGUUCACGUGGGCGCGGCUCGGGCUCUCCUGCAAGAGCUCUGCCGGCGUCGUCGAGCGGAGCAUGGUGAAGGUGGCCAAACGGCCGGAGCUGGAUCCUAGAGAUGCCUGAUCCACCGGCCAUGGCCAGUUCGUCUUCUUCUAGUCAGUACUUAGUCUCAUGUUCAGUUCUAGCUUUUUUUCCCCUUGUUCUUCUUGUUUUCUUUCAGUGUGACAGCGUCAAGCUUAAAUUAGCGAGGGUUAUGCGUGCGUGGUGAUGGAAUUAAGAAUCACUUGUGAAUAAAUGAAAAAGAUACAUAUUUGCAAUCUCAUCUUCCUUUUAGUUUGA
Molecule: messenger RNA, 1104 nt
Organism: Sorghum bicolor (sorghum)
Lineage: Eukaryota; Viridiplantae; Streptophyta; Magnoliopsida; Poales; Poaceae
Exons: 1
Coding region: 169-888 (239 amino acids)
Source: RefSeq, a predicted model, not a curated record